AUGACAAUAUUGAAUGUAGUUCGACACAUACUAUUAUACACACACGCCGUUUCCUUCCUCUCCGGUCGUUCAAACAUCAAAGGGUCCAAAGAAACAGCCCAGAUAGGAUUCCUGGUAGCAGAGGACAACCACCAAAAAGACAACCUUCUGAAGCUCGUAUCAUUCGCAGAGGAGAGGUUCAACAACGCUUCAAGAGACGGCUCAGUACAAAUAUUGGUUGAGACGUAUGAUCAGUUCUCUUUGUACGGUCUAGUUGAAGCUACUUGCAGUCUUGUAGAGGAGGGGGUGUCUGCUGUGAUCUCCCCUGAAGGUUCCAGUAAUGUAGCUAACCAGGCAGACAUACUCGGCCCUUUAAAUAUACCCCUCUUAUCAAUUGUAGCUACUGAUCCACAGAUAAAACGAGAUUCAAGAAGAAGUUUACUGCUUCUCUCGGCUGGAGAUGAUUACCAAGCAAGAGCGAUCCUAGAUUUGUUAAAGUUCUAUGAUUGGAACGAGGUUUCUCUUGUAGCUUCGGACAGUAGCUACGGAACAAAUGCCAUCAAUGCGUUCCAGAACCUCCUUACUCUGGAGACUUCCAGAAAGUUCUCAAUAAAGUCAUCUACCUUCUUCAGAGCCCACCGCCAGAUACAUCAGAUUAAUUUCACAAGUACUCUAGGGAUUUUGAAGAGGUCACUAACGAGGGUGGUAAUCCUAAUCUGUGAGAGUGAGUACGCUAAACCCAUCUUUGAGGCUGCCAAUGAGAUGGAGAUGAUGUCAUCAGGAUAUGUGUGGAUAGUAACAGAUGCUAUCACUGCUAAUCCACGGGCCCUUGCUUUUGGGGGAUUCUAUCCGAGUUACUACGAGGGGCUCAUAGGGAUCACUCCAUCAAUAAACACCAACUCUAAUACGUAUAAGACGUUCAAAGAUCAACUUUUGUUGCAAGAGCGCAGCUUGACGGCCGAUAACCUCACUCCACACCUGACAUUAACCUAUGAUGCAAUAACCCUUGUCGGAAAGGUACUAAACAAUUUACAGUACCAGACAACUGAACAAAGUGCAAGUUGUACGCAGCAGAGAUCUUGGAACAGUGGCGAAUUGGUGUCUCGUAAAUUGAGAUCUACUCCCAUGAAUGGUAUCACGGGUUUCUUCAACUUUACAAGUGAAGGUCGCAGAGCUAAAGCAGCCUACAACAUAGUCAAUUUUGUCAACCCCGGCGUAUUCGCCCACAUUGGACAUUGGACAAGUCACGACGGUCUGCACAUGCCCUACCACAAAGACUCGGACGAUGUACAGUUUAUAGGAGGGGUCACGUACCAUCCCCGAGGGAGUCCUAAGGGACUUUCUGGUGAACAUCUCCGACUUGGUGUGACAAACAACGCUCCCUUUGCAGCGUAUAUAAAGGGGUGUGAAGGCACCAAGUGCUGGGAAGGUAUAACACCAGAUACUGUCAGGAAACUUGCUGCAGAUUUGAACUUCACCUAUGAGUUCGUUGAACCCGAAGACAAGCUAUUCGGGACUUAUAACAAAGAGACCGAAGUAUGGACUGGACUGAUAGCUGAUCUUCUCAGCAAUCGUAUAGACAUGAUCGCCAUGGACCUUUCAGUAAGCUUUGAGCGGAAAACUUACAUAGACUUUUCGGUGUCCUUCAUGGACUCUGGGAUCAGCUUGGCAGUGAGGGGCCAAUCUGACAAAGGCAAUGUUUUCUUCUUCCUGAGCCCCUUCAGUGAGAGUGUGUGGAUAAUGGUGAUAGUAUCUAUAGUGAUAGUAUCUCUGAUACAGAGUCUCUUCAACAAGCUCUCGCCAAGUGGAGAGUACGGCAGGAUAGUUCACGCCAUGCAGGUCUGUGACUGCACUGAAUGUGUCAGGAGACGGGAGAUAACAAUCCAGGAAAAUGUCCGACUGAAGGAUUACAAAGAUACAGAGUGUUUAGUGGAUCAGGCUAAGGAGUUCAGCAAGGAGGACAUGUCCCUGUUCAAUGCAGUUUGGAUAGUUGGGGCAGGUUUUGUAGGCCAGGCAGGGGAAGCCAUGCCAACUAGUUCCUCCGGCAGGUUCGUUCUCUUUACUUGGUGGUUCUUUGUGAUGCUCAUGACAUCUCUCUAUACAGCUAACCUUACUGCCUUCAUUACACUAGACAAAAUUGGAGUUAAAAUAGAUAAUGCAAAGGAUCUUUUGAGUCAAAACAGAUAUACCUGGGGUAUUUUGAAUGACAGUUUCGUUGAGGCUCUUUUAGAAAAUAACAUUGACCCUGAAUAUAAGAAGAUUCUAGACCGAGCAGAGAAACUCACAAGUGUAGCUGACGGAGUACAGAGAGUUCGAGAUGGUAAUUUUGUCUUCAUAGACGAGACCCCGGCAAUCUCUUACAACGUCAUGGGUGAGUGUGAUAUUUUCUACGUUGGAGGAGAAGUUCAAACUUUUGACUAUGCGUUUGGUUUUCCAAAGAACUCACCGUACUCCCCGCUGAUAAACACACAACUAAUCAGACUUCGUGAGCAGGGGUUCUUUGAUGAAGUGUGGAAGAGUUGGGAUAAGACACCUGAUCAUGUAGGAUGUGGCUCCAGCAACAACAACAGCAAGGGGGUAACACUCACGCUCACAAAUGUUAGGGGGAUAUUUCUGUUCCUUAGCAUCGGUGUCGUCAUCAGUGUUAUGUUGAUACUGAUAGAAAUGGUCAUAGCCGCCCAUAAGGACGAAGGGUAA
Bolinopsis microptera is the source of this 2676-nucleotide messenger RNA. Its product is annotated as glutamate receptor ionotropic, kainate 2-like. The record is from RefSeq and is a predicted model, not a curated record. NCBI's taxonomy places the organism in Eukaryota, Metazoa, Ctenophora, Tentaculata, Lobata, Bolinopsidae. Gene Ontology annotation, cellular component: plasma membrane. Gene Ontology annotation, biological process: G protein-coupled receptor signaling pathway. The coding region runs from base 1 to 2676 and encodes 891 amino acids. Gene Ontology annotation, molecular function: ligand-gated monoatomic ion channel activity; G protein-coupled receptor activity. The transcript has 2 exons.